AUGUCGGCAUCGGAACCCCGCCCCCGCCGCGACGAAGGAGCGCCGCCGCCUCUGUUCAAGCAAAACUCCUGGUCGCCGGACAUCAUCCGCGAAGAGACCUGGAUGAAUCGCCGGAAGAACAACCUCAGGCGCCGCGGCCGCAGCGUCACCGACGACGACCUCGACGAGCUCCGCGCCUGCUUCGAAUUGGGGUUCAACUUCGACUCGACGGAUUUGGAUCCGAAGCUGUCGUCUACCUUCCCGGCUCUCGAGUUCUACUGCGCCGUGAACCGGCGGUACUGCGACAGCUUGUCCAGAUCCUCAUCGGCCACGUUUUCCGACGCGGAUACGGCAUCGUCCUCGGUCGGGAGUCCAGAUUAUAUAAUUGAUCCAAGUGAUGACCCGGCGACUGUGAAGACGAGAUUGAAGCAAUGGGCGCAGGUUGUGGCGUGUUCGGUGCGCCAAUCUUUGCCAGACGUACUGUGUGAUUGA
Striga hermonthica is the source of this 471-nucleotide messenger RNA. Lineage: Eukaryota; Viridiplantae; Streptophyta; Magnoliopsida; Lamiales; Orobanchaceae. The record is from the annotation of a GenBank genome assembly.